This is a messenger RNA of Atta colombica, 2364 nucleotides long. RefSeq lists its product as uncharacterized. The record is from RefSeq and is a predicted model, not a curated record. NCBI's taxonomy places the organism in Eukaryota, Metazoa, Arthropoda, Insecta, Hymenoptera, Formicidae. Bases 46 to 2364 code for a protein of 772 amino acids. The transcript has 10 exons.
UCAUUCUAUAGAUUUAGUGAUGUGCUGUGGAUAUACCGAGGGAUUAUGGAUAAGCUGGCUAAUUGGACUCAUGGUAUAAACGCAACAACCCAAGUCACAGGUCAGAACUGUGUAUCAAAUUCAUCAAAUUCUGCGUUCCUCUUAAACAAAUCGCUGGUCACUGCACCUUCAUGGAGUGCGAUACAACAAGACAUAAGAUGGGCGUUUCUAUUACAUGCAUAUAGCUUUGCAUGCCUCUUCUUUGUACUAGGAUUUUACACGCUCUUCUCUAUUCUAAAUUUAAGAUCUCUCAUAUCAACCAGGCCAUUUAUGUCCACGAUUAAUAUAUUCUUAUGUUUACUCGGGGCAUCGAGAGCUGCUUCCUUGUUCAUAGAUGCGUACAAUCUUAAAGAAAUUCUGCCCAAAGUCAUUGGCUCAAUUAUAUGGGACAUUGGAUAUCCAUGUAUUACAUCUGCUUUUUGUCUGAUACAAUUGGCUUUCCUGCAACUGACAAAAAUAAAAUUUGGUCCAGAGAAGAUACAGAAGGAAUCCUGCCUCAGUCUCAUUAUAACAGCACAUUUCUUCUUCAUUAUCGCCAGCGACAUUGUUUUGUCCUCCCAUAAUUGCUACAUGGUGAAAUACAUGGUUCAAGCGGCAUUUCUCGUCUGGAGCAUUCUUUUGUAUCUCGCUUUCCUACACGCGGCUUACAAAAUUGAUCAUUUGCUCCGGACUAUGCCAAGUAGUAUGUUGACACGAGACAAUUCCAAUGCCCAUCAGAAAGGUAUCAUGCAACUCGCGAUGUUAGCACCGUAUAGCAAUCUGGCGACUUCGGUUGCUGCCGCGCUGGUACCUACUUUACUUGGCCCAGCUAAAAUGAAAGGUCCAGAGGAAAGUGAGCCUGUAAAUGCGAAUAAAAAUGCAGAGGGAGCACCUCCAGAAGAAUCGCGAACCACAAUUACCACCAAAAUAUGUAAGAUAGAAGGACCAGCGCAAAAGGAAGUACAGAAUGUUACGAUACCUAUAUGUACCGUACAAUCACCGUCACAGGAACAAAAAUCAUCAGUACCGGAAGUCUAUGUUAGACCACCCACUCCUACUCCGUCAACUGCUAAUCUGCCAAUUAUAACUGUGUCCAGCCCGAGUCGUAGAAGUUCUAUGACCAGUCGACGAGGUAGCGACACGUCCACAAAAUCCUCGCGCAGAAAUUCGGAAUGUAGCGUUAGAUUUAUAAAUGAGGAGAAUACCACAGAAUGCAAACGCACGACGGAGGGUAGCCCUAGACCGUUGCCAAGAAUGCGAGAGGAGUUUGAAAGGAAUCGCUCGCCAGAAAGUCCACGACGAUACUCUGAGAAUAUCUCACCGACAGGCAGCACUAGGGAACUAAGACGAUGCUCCGAUUUUACUCAUGAAAAGAAUCGUGGCUCACAGUUCGCAGUUAAGCUGCGGAGGAAUAGCGAUUUUGGUAAUAGAACGCCCAGAAGAAUGUUGCCACCUGACGAACAUCCUAGAUUGCCCAAAGUCCUGGAUGUUAGCCCCGCAGGUUCAAGACGCAAUUCCGAUAUUGGUAUAUCACCCAGACCCGACUCGCGGAGAAAUUCCGAGAGUUCCUAUCGACGCAACUCCGAGUUUAUUCACAUUAAACCGUUAAUUAUAAAUCGUCGGAGUAGUGAUAUCAGUAUUAGAACUCUAGAUAGAAGUCCCACACACUUUCAGAGUAUAGUACCUAUUAAAACGGAGGUGCAGGAGAAAUCUGAAUCAGAUUCAGAUCAUCCUGAUUGCAGCGAGAAGGCAGCGCUGAUGACCGAAAAAUCCAAGAGUAAAGAAGAAGAACCAAAAGUACGCAAAAAAAAUUUGUCAUGGAAUGAUAAAAAUAUUGAAGACGCGGAAGACAUCACGCCAGAAACUAACUUACUUCCCGAAAAUACGUCUAGUGAAGCAAGAGUUAUGAAUACAGACUUCACUCUUCAUUCGAUACUGAAUCACAUUGCGUAUGUAAAUCGAGCGAAAUCUGAUACGCCACUACAUAUUCCGGAAGCAGAUACCGCAGUUGCCAGGAAAUCUCAGAUGCAAAAAGUAUUAAACGUUACACGUGCUACUGCGAUUUUAGGAAUCCUUCUAUCCGUCACGGAUGCCUUUCGUAUUUUUGGACCAUAUGGACUCUUUGCUGAAACCGUACCAUACGGUACAGAACCAGCACCAACGCAGUUUCCCAUGCCGUGGCCGUGGCUGUUGUAUCAAACGAUACCCAGGAUAUUCGAAUUUCUGAUGGGCUGCGCUAUGGCGAAUAUAACUAAGCAGCCAUCAGUAAGUCCACGACAUCAAUAUCUGAGCAAUUAUCCUAAUUAUUCCCCGCGCAUAAAUAGAGGUAAUAAUCCUUAUAUAUGA